This is a messenger RNA of Suillus subaureus, 465 nucleotides long. Its product is annotated as cytidine deaminase. The transcript has 5 exons. Bases 1 to 465 code for a protein of 154 amino acids. Lineage: Eukaryota; Fungi; Basidiomycota; Agaricomycetes; Boletales; Suillaceae. Gene Ontology annotation, molecular function: cytidine deaminase activity; zinc ion binding. Gene Ontology annotation, cellular component: cytosol. The record is from RefSeq and is a predicted model, not a curated record.
AUGGCAGAUAUCGUGGCUUCAAACCGCGAUCGCCUACUCAAAGCUGCAGUUGAAGCAAAGACAUUUGCAUACGUGCCUUACUCCAAAUUUCGUGUGGGAGCUGCUCUUCUCACUGAGGACGGCGAAAUCAUCAAAGGUGCUAAUAUCGAGAAUGCCUCGUACGGAGGUACUAUUUGUGCAGAGCGCACUGCAUUCGUGAAGGCAGUGAGUGAAGGCAAGCGUAAGUUUGCGGCCCUCGCUGUCACAACCGACGUUGCCUCGCCAAUUGCGCCUUGUGGGAUGUGUCGUCAAGUAAUUCGCGAAUUUUGUUCCCUCGACAUGCCCAUCCUAUUGGCUGCUUCUUCUUACAUAGAGAAGGAAGAUGGAGUACGAGAAUCUACUCUUGGGGAAUUACUUCCAUUUAGUUUUGGACCUGAAGAUUUGGAAAGAGAUCGUAGGUUAAGAUACCUGUUUGAACUCAUCUAG